This is a messenger RNA of Labeo rohita (rohu), 1675 nucleotides long. Its product is annotated as D(1) dopamine receptor. The record is from RefSeq and is a predicted model, not a curated record. Lineage: Eukaryota; Metazoa; Chordata; Actinopteri; Cypriniformes; Cyprinidae. Bases 1 to 1185 code for a protein of 394 amino acids. Gene Ontology annotation, molecular function: G protein-coupled receptor activity. The transcript has a single exon. Gene Ontology annotation, biological process: adenylate cyclase-activating adrenergic receptor signaling pathway. Gene Ontology annotation, cellular component: membrane.
AUGUACAACUUUACCACAUCCUUGAGCGCUCAUGGAGAGCCAGCAGGUCGCAUUUUCCUGGGUUUCGCUCUUUCUCUCCUCGUGUUGUGGACGUUAUUAGGCAAUUUCACGGUUUGCGUUGCGGUUUUGCGCUUCCGUCACCUGAGGGGAAAAGUUACCAACGUCUUCAUCGUUUCUUUGGCGAUGUCCGACCUGCUGGUGGCUGUUCUGGUGAUGCCGUGGAAAGCGGCCACGGAGGUGACAGGACACUGGGCGUUUGGCUCUUUCUGCGAGUGCUGGGUGGCUUUUGACAUUAUGUGCUCCACCGCUUCCAUCCUCAACCUGUGCGUAAUCAGCUUGGAUCGAUACUGGGCUAUUUCAAACCCGUUUCAAUACGAGAGAAAAAUGAACCGUAAAGUCGCCCUCGUUAUGGUCAGCGUAACGUGGAUCGUAUCGGUGGCUAUAUCAUUCGUGCCCGUGCAGCUGAACUGGCACCGGGCAGACCUGGGAACGGUCACCACAAACAACUGGACCACCAAGGAAAUGUGUGACUCGAGUCUAAGCAGAACUUACGCUAUUUCAUCCUCUCUAAUAAGUUUUUACAUUCCAGUAGCAGUGAUGCUGGUCACAUACACGCGCAUCUACCGCAUUGCUCAGGUUCAAAUCAAGAGCAUCUCUUCGCUGGAGCGCGCAGCGGAGCGCGCACAGAACUGCAGAGCUGGUGCGCGCACCUGUCCUCUCCAACACCGCGCGCUAAGAGAAACCAAACUCUUUAAAACUCUCUCCGUGAUUAUGGGGGUGUUUGUGUGCUGCUGGUUUCCCUUCUUCGUCCUGAACUGUGCGGUUCCUUUCUGCCACAAGCCAAAUUGUGUCAGUGAAGCAACGUUUAACGUGUUCGUAUGGUUUGGCUGGUGCAAUUCAUCGCUUAACCCGAUCAUAUAUGCUUUCAACUCUGAUUUUAGAGAUGCUUUUGCUCGGCUUCUGUGCUGCCAUGACCUGUGCACCAAAACGCCUCUUGAUGUUCAGUGCAAGGAUCCAGUGUCCCGUAAUAAUCAGGGCAGCUCUGUUAACACUAUGGAAGUCGGAUAUGUCAGUUUGGACAGGGUAGACAACGAAAUGCAACGUCCACUGGUGGAAAUACAUAUGUUUGGAGAUGAGAGCGAGGUUCAGCAUACCAACUCAGAAGAUGCGUGUCAGAAUAAAUGACUUUUUGUUAGGCUUGGUUUUCACAAUAAAUAUUUCUCAGGUUUUAUUUUUGAAAGUCAGUUUCUGUAUAGGCACAUACCUUAACUUUUUGGCUCCAGAAAGAUUUAAAAAUGUCCAGGAUACAGUCCCACUGAUUUUAUCGGGGCAUGUUGUCACAAUGGGAAAGUGGUGUUUAUUGGCCAGUUUGAGGGGAAGGUCUUUGAAUUGUUCAGGUAAAAAUGUUCAGUCUUAAAGUAAAGUUGCCAUUUUUAACAUUUAUUUAAACUAUUUAUAGCAGUUUUUUAAACAGUAAAACUGUCUAUAUGAAAUCUAUGUAACAUACAAAACGACCAAUCAUUAUUUUUAGCUAACAGGUAACAAGCAUUAAAAUAAAUUGAUUGUGUAAAAUAUAAUUUUAUAAAACAAAUAGGAAAAGUUGCACCAACUUACUUUUGAAUUUAAUCCAGCAACAGUAAAUGAAAAAAAAAUCUGUUAUUUAAUUACUCGCAUG